Histoplasma capsulatum G186AR is the source of this 1960-nucleotide messenger RNA. RefSeq lists its product as uncharacterized. The transcript has 4 exons. NCBI's taxonomy places the organism in Eukaryota, Fungi, Ascomycota, Eurotiomycetes, Onygenales, Ajellomycetaceae. Gene Ontology annotation, biological process: regulation of DNA-templated transcription. Bases 62 to 1456 code for a protein of 464 amino acids. Gene Ontology annotation, molecular function: DNA-binding transcription factor activity, RNA polymerase II-specific; zinc ion binding. The record is from RefSeq and is a predicted model, not a curated record.
CAGCAUGUUACGGAGUUGCGAUUCAUUGCCGUUGUUUGAGAAAAAUAGAAACGAACCUACAAUGAAAGACGCGGAAGGCUUAGAAUGUGUCAAGUGCAAGUUCAAAUUUACUCAGAGAUCCUCUCUUGUUCGGCAUACCAGGAAAUGUGUGGAUGGCCAGUUUCAAAGUAUCCGGCAAAAGGCUUGCCGUGAGUGUUCGGCUGCAAAGACGCGCUGUGAUUUAAGGCGCCCUACCUGUUCCAGGUGUAGUCUCCGAAGCACCAUCUGCAGGUAUCCCACAAGCCCUAGAGGCUUGGAAACCGGUGUGGGGAACCAUGGAUUGCCGCAAGAGGGCAAUCAGAGAUAUAGCAAUCUACCACAAGGCAAUGCGACUUUCGAGCUGGAGCCACUGGGUGCUGGUUUGAGCCCGGAUGCUGAAUUCUCUGCGCCAGAAAACCAGGGUUUAGAUUUGAAUUCCCUAUUACCUCCAGAUUUAGGCGUUCUGGACAACGAAUUGACAUAUCCGUUUGGAGGUAUUAACGACCUUGAUACUUUGGACUACAAUUAUGCAUUGAUAAAAAACAUGCCCGGCCCAAGCCGCGACGAACCCAUUCAAAUCUGGGACUCAGCUCCGUCGAGUUCUGCGCUGGGUGCAGCUCGUCAUAGCGUCCAAUUUAUCCUUCGAGUAUCUCUAACAUGGCCUCGAAUGAUGGCCAAAGGCACUCAAUUGCCCCCUAUUAUACACCCCAGACAACUGUCGAACGGAAAUAUUCCUCUGCCUCUAGCUAACUGUUUUUCCCUGGCGAAAAUGUGGGAUGGACAGUGUCGGGGAGGCGCCGGCAUUGUUGAACAAACAGUGAGGAGAGAGGUUCAAGAGAUCGCAAGCUUGAAGUUUCGAUCAUUCGACGAGGGCGAGCUCAUCGCAGCCGUACAAGCGCUGACGAUCUAUACGCUCAUCCUUUUAUUUCCGCGUAAUGAGCAGAUGACGGUCUCACUACUUGACGAUAAGCUCGUCAAGCAUCUGAAGACUAUCAUGCAUUACGUCCUGUCAACGGGUAUGGUGAUCGAGGAGGAGAUCAAUCGUACUCGACCCUUAUGGGACUGCUGGAUAUCUGUUACUUGCAAACGACGAGCAGUUUUAGGUCUAUAUAGUAUAUACUGGGCAUACAGUGCAUAUCAUGGCAUGCAAGGUUUUGAUUGCAGCGAACUAAACCACAUUCCGGCACCGGCUCCCAAGUACCUUUGGCAAGCCACGACCAAAGAGCAGUGGGAGUCACUAUACAACCGAUGGCUAGCCCAGUGGGACGGGCCGUAUUAUCGCCAGGGAGAACUGUUCACAAUAACUCCUGGGGUUCGGAUGGACAAACGCGCAGAGCUGUGGUUUGAAGAAGUAGAUGAGUUUGGUAUGCUAUUUGCAACUUCGAUCAAAACCUUUGAACGAGGGCCGGAGUUUACUGGCUCACCUGACGACCCCUAAGUUCGCUAGCUUUGUUGGUUUCACGAGGGCCGAUGAAAUACAAACGGAUCGCUAGCUGGCACACGUCGUAGUCGUGUGGAUUCUAAACGGCUUAUCAUCGAAGAAUCUUGGGCAUCCCAUCUUUCGAGACGUGGUAUAGAAGCAUAACCGCAUGCCGAACAACGAGCAUAAGUUUUCAUAUCCAGGAAAAAUACCAGACACUCGGCGCAUUCUGAACCACAACUAUCGAAUGUAUUGCUGUGUACAAGUUACAAGUGAAGUGAUCGAUGGCUGGACACCAAAACCUUUCUAGGGACGCUUUUCCUCGCUUCAAAUAUGUUGGCGCAAUCUUGUUUAUAUUUUUUGACUUUGCGAGAGCUGGGGGUGGUCACAGGCGUUAUCAGUUAGGAGUAAAUUAGAAUUGUUGGACAGGGAGGCUUCAUGCUUAGGGGACCGAUAUGCAACGAGAUCAGCAUGCAUGAUUUGCGGGGGUAUCUUGAAAAUACAUUUUCCUGUUCGGGAGGC